UCCCAUCAAAAUGAACACCAAAUUUAUUUUUCUACUUAUCUUUGCUGUUUUUCCUAACUGCACCAAUAUCAUCUGUUCGUAUGCCAUCAACGCUGAGCCUAAAGUAAAUGAACAAGAAUUCGGAAAAGAGAAAAGAUCCCUCGAAGACUAUCAAUGGUCGGAUGAUUAUCUCGUUACGAACAUCAAGAAAGACUUGAACGACGAUGACUAUCGAAAUGGUAAUGCCGAACCAGACAUUGAUGACCAUGAAACUGAAGAUGUAAAAAAUAUGAAGAAAAGGGAGACAGAAGUGAUUACAGAUAUCCGAUCAUUUACUGAUGCGGAUAUUGAACAAGCUUUGUCCAAAUUAAGCGAAGGAGAACUGGAAGUGUUGGAAAAGGUUGUGGACAAUGAGGCAUCGACGUCAACUAUAAAAAAACGGGGCAUUGCGUAUAGUGACUCGGAUAAAAUUUGCGAUCCGCGGUAUGGAUGUAAUAGUAAGCAUUCAGAAGAUCUGGGCGAGCAUAGCUACAAGCAGAUCAUAACUUACGAACAACAACCGGGUGAGCGACACAGGUCGAGCAAAUUAUUCAAGCGAUUCAGUCGAUUCUCACCGCUGACGCGUGAAGAAGUAAUGAAUGCCAGAAUCGACUUUUUGAAAGAUAAUUACAAACGACAAUCGGAAAUAGGUAAAAUUGAAAAUUCCCUCAAAAGGAGAGAACGUUACCAACGUGAGACCGCAAGGGAUGCCGUUCGAAAUCCCUAUUUCAACAGUUUGAUUGGACCGAGAUCCAGAACAAAGCGGUCGGUGGAUGCUAAAUCACCAGCGGUGAAUCCAAUGGACGAUCCGCAAAGUAUUGAACACAUCAAAUUGUUGGAAGAAUCCUUUCCGAAUCCCAGUCCCGACAAUUCGUUGCAUUCGGAUCAAGUACACAUCCGUGUUAAACGAGCCUAAGCUGUGUUUUAGAGAAAAAAAAAUCGUUUUUAAGCUGUAUGGUAACUCCUGUUUGUUGAUUGUUGUAAAACAUUAAUAGGAA
Molecule: messenger RNA, 1016 nt
Organism: Bradysia coprophila
Lineage: Eukaryota; Metazoa; Arthropoda; Insecta; Diptera; Sciaridae
Source: RefSeq, a predicted model, not a curated record